Dimorphilus gyrociliatus is the source of this 1174-nucleotide messenger RNA. NCBI's taxonomy places the organism in Eukaryota, Metazoa, Annelida, Polychaeta, Dinophilidae. The record is from the annotation of a GenBank genome assembly.
UAAAUGCGGUCCUGAAUAUUCUGCUAGCGCAAAAGAUUUUUCUACUUGACGUAUAAAUUUCUAUUUGCUACGGUUUACCAAAAUUAAUAUGUCUGAUGGAAUACAUGAUAGUGUUAAAGAUUAUUAUGGUAAGGUGCUACAAAAAAGUGGUGAUCUGAAAACGACUGCUUGUACUACAUCGGAGAAUGAAUCCAUGUCCAAAUCGGUUAAACACGCCCUUAGCUUGUUAAGUGACGAAGUUCACGAAAAAUAUUACGGCUGCGGAAUUGUUUUACCACCUGCAUUAGAAAAUUGCACAGUUCUUGAUCUUGGCUGUGGUGCUGGUCGUGACUGCUUCUGCUUAAGUAAAUUAAUUGGUGAAAAUGGGCAUGUUACCGGGCUAGAUAUGACACAAGAGCAGUUAGAUGUUGCGAAUAGAAAUAUUUCUUUUCAUACCGAAAAAUUUGGUUAUUCUAAACCUAAUAUUGACUUUAAGAAAGGCUACAUCGAAAAACUAACGGAGGCCGGUAUCAAAGCAUCUACUUUUGACGUCAUUGUGUCUAAUUGUGUCGUAAACCUAUCACCAGAUAAGGAGGCCGUCCUGUCGGAAGCUUACAAAGUUCUAAAGGAAGGAGGUGAGUUCUAUUUUAGUGACGUUUACGCUGAUCGACGUCUAUCUGAAGAAAUUCUAAAAAAUGAGGUCCUAUGGGGGGAGUGCAUAGCUGGUGCAUUAUACUGGGAAGAUUUAAUUAAUUUGGCAAUAAAAGUAGGUUUUACCUCGCCGCUACUGGUGAGUGCGAGUUACAUUGAUAUAAAGAAUAAGGAGCUAAAGAAAAUUCUUGGCUGUGCUCAAUUUAUAUCAGCUACGUACAGAUUAUUCAAAAUUCCGAAAGGAGAUUUUCGAAACUCUAUUGCAGUUUAUAAAGGCGGAAUAGAAGAUUUUGAGUCUAAUUUGAAAUUUGAUUACAAUCACAGUUUUCAGAAAGGUAUACCCGUGCCAGUUACUGGUGAAUUGUCUGGUGUGUUGAAAGGAUCACGUUACUCGAAAUUCUUUACAGUUGAAGAGCAAAAGCAUUCCUCUGAAAUUAUCAAUCCAUUCCAUGUGGCUGGAAAAUCUUCAGGUGGAUGCUGCGGAAAGCCAAAACAGGAAGAAAAGAAGACAAAAUCAUGCUGUUCCGGCGAGAAAUGCAAUUAA